UUGUUCUCAUUUUGCAUUUUAAGCAAUGGGUUGUCAAUAAUUUUACAGUUCAAAACGAAUUAUGCUACUGUUUUUAGAAUUGGGUGUUUGAGCGGAACAAGCAACCCUUCUGUUCUGUAGUCUAUUGUUAUUUAACUUUUUCUCUUUGUUUUUUUUUUUUUUAAUAUGAAACUUUUUCAUCAGCGUUUGAAAAUGAUAUAUUUUUGUCGGAGGUUGAAUGGUUUUGUGGAGUAGAUUUGAAGCAAAGCUGGAAGAAUGAUGAGCAGUGUCCCUUUUUCUCUUCAACUACUGAGACUGCGAUUUCUUGGAUUAGGGUUUAGUUUUUAUUUUUUAGACCUUGGUUCGGUGGUAUAUACAUUCCUUUCUCUAUUAUCAUUCGAUUCUCCAGUGCGAGAUGAUGUUUCUGUGAAGUCUUGCGGGGUUUUAUUGCAUUAUUAAAUUGAGAGAUGGAUCGCCGGAGUUGGCUGUGGAGAAGAAAGUCUUCCGAGAAGAGCCCUGGCGAAACCGAAAGCUCAGGAUCAAUAUCUUCUCAUUCAGAAAGAUUCUCGGAUGAUCAGGACACAUUAAGGGCAUCUCCAAAUCAUCGUACUCAAUCACCAGAGGUCACAUCCAAAGUCUCGGUUAGUGGUGAAGAUGUUACUGAUGAUGUGAAGAGUCUGAAAGAGAAGCUAUCAGCUGCACUUUUGAACAUCAGUGCCAAAGAGGACUUGGUGAAGCAGCAUGCUAAAGUUGCAGAGGAGGCUGUUUCAGGCUGGGAGAAGGCAGAAACUGAAGUGGUAGCUUUAAAGCAACAACUAGAAACUUCUGCACAGAAGAACUCAGCCCUUGAGGAUCGUGUAAGCCACCUUGAUGGUGCCCUCAAGGAGUGUGUACGACAGCUCCGUCAGGGCAGAGAAGAGCAAGAGCAGAAGAUCCAUGAAGCCGUUGUCAAGAAAACCCGUGAAUGGGAAUCUGCAAAGUUUGAGCUUGAGAGGCAGCUUGUUGAGCUCCAGAUCCAAGUUGAAGCUGCAAAAGCCAAAGCUGCUAUAAAUCCUGACCUCCGGCUGAGGCUUGAGGCUGCAGUGAAAGAAAAUGCUGCCCUCAAGCAGGAGCUUCUUGCUCAAGUUGAGGAUCUAGAAGUUAGGACUCUGGAAAGGGACCUAAGUACCCAAGCAGCGGAAACUGCUAGUAAGCAACAUUUGGAAAGCAUAAAGAAGGUGGCUAAGCUUGAGGCGGAGUGCCGUAAACUAAAAGCUACAUCUCGGAAGGCAUCCUCUAUUAAUGAUCACAGGUCCAUUGCUGCUUCUUCAAUUUACGUUGAAUCACUGACAGAUAGCCAGUCAGACGGUGGGGAGCGGUUACUUGCAGUCCAGGCUGAUUCCAGCAAAAUGAUUACAUUGGAACUCAAUGAGUGUGAGCCAAGCUGUUCAGAUUCAUGGGCAUCGGUUCUAAUAGCAGGGCUUGAUCAGUUCAAGAAUGACAAGGCCAUUGGUAGGAACCUUGUGGCCUCUUCUGCAGAAAUUGAUCUCAUGGAUGAUUUCCUUGAGAUGGAGAGGCUUGUAGCCCUGCCAGAAACGGAGAGUAGAGGCUAUGGCCUCGAGUCCGGAGUUGUUUCAGACCAACUACGUGGUGGAGAUAGCACAUUAAAAGCCGAGCUUGAGACAAUGAUUCAGCGAACAGCUGACUUGGAAGAGAAGUUAGAGAUGAUUGAAACAGAGAAAGAAGGGCUCAAUGCAGCUUUGGCCGAGAGUCAAAGUCAACUUGAGACAUCACAGGGUCAACUAAGGGUGGUUGAGGAGAAGUUGGCGGAGCUGCAGAGGCAGCUAGGUCUGGCCAAUGAAUUGAAGAAAGCUUUUGAGAUAGAAGUCAAAGCUGCCACUGCAAAGAGAGAAGAAGUGGAGACACAACUUGUAAGUGUAGAUGCAGAGGUUCACACUUUGUAUGCAAAGGUAGAUUCAUUAGAAGCAGAGCUUGAAAAGGAGCAUGCAUUGUUGUCAGAACUCACAGCUAAAUGUGGGAAAUUGGAGAAUGAGCUAUCAAGAAAGAGAAAAGAAGCUGAGUUAUGCCAAACACCGAGUUCCAAUGGCGAGUUGAAGAUAAAGCAGGAAGAGGAGUUGGUGGUAGCUGCAGGAAAGCUAGCGGAAUGUCAGAAGACCAUUGCAUCUCUUGGACGGCAGUUGAAAUCACUAGCUACACUGGAAGACUUCCUAAUUGAUUAUGAGAAGCCGCUGGAGCUUAGCGUAGGAGGAUCACCCAUACCAAGAGGUGGAGAGCCAUGGAAAUUACAUUCAAAUGAUGCUUAUCUAGCCAGAAGUGAAGCUGAUUCUUCAAAAGUAGUUGGUGAUGGCUCUGGUUGUGUGAACGGUAAAGUUGGGGAAUCUCCACCAUCGUCUGGAUCAUCUUCAUCAGCCUCGUCAGUAAACAAUGCAAUCGCCCCUGAGAAAAGCCGAAAUGGGUUUGGGAAAUUGUUCUCUCGGAGUAAAAGCAGUACCCGUGUGGAAAACCAGUGAAAAAAUGAAAAGACACAGAUUGAGGAUACCUUGUCAUUGGAGUUUGUAAAGGAGAGGGUUUACUGUUGUUUUAUUUAAUGAAUUUGUCAAUUAAUUGUUUGUUAA
Telopea speciosissima is the source of this 2594-nucleotide messenger RNA. Its product is annotated as filament-like plant protein. The transcript is spliced from 5 exons. The coding region runs from base 447 to 2489 and encodes 680 amino acids. The record is from RefSeq and is a predicted model, not a curated record. Lineage: Eukaryota; Viridiplantae; Streptophyta; Magnoliopsida; Proteales; Proteaceae.